Molecule: messenger RNA, 578 nt
Organism: Aspergillus heteromorphus CBS 117.55
Lineage: Eukaryota; Fungi; Ascomycota; Eurotiomycetes; Eurotiales; Aspergillaceae
Exons: 1
Coding region: 99-395 (98 amino acids)
Source: RefSeq, a predicted model, not a curated record
UGGGAUGGCCUUUGCGGCCCAGCGCUAUCUCAUCGCAUGGAAGAUGAGAGGAAGUGGGAGAACUAGAAGGGCAGAGAGUCGUGGAAGGGAAGGGGAGAAUGGAGGGAAAGGCAUUGAAACGGGCAUCGUCAUCCAUCCAACGGCUGUUGUGGUUGAGGCUCCACUUCCGCCUUCUUCUUCAGUUCUCCUCUUCUGCAGCCUCGCCUCCUCCUCCUCUUCUUCUUCUUCUUCUUCCUCCUCCACUCUUCUUCUUCACCGCGCAUCGCUCGCUAUCCGCGGUUUACACAUCCGAUCCAAGCCUUGGACACCCCCCCAGUCCUUAUUAUCCAUCUUCCACCCCUCUGCAGAGUCGUCCCCACUGCUGUCAGCGUCACCCACGGCCGCCUGUUUCUUAACUCCACGGAUCCUUCGGGGUUAACGGCCUUUGGCGUUGCCUCAACCUUUUUGACUUGUUCCGCGGGUCUGCCUGCACUGUCUCUGCAACGCCCCCUGACAAUUCCUGCCUCAACUGCAUUUAAAUCCCCUCCCCUCCCCCCUCACGUCUGCGUCUGCCGUCUGCCGUCUGCGAGUGACAGAGC